AUGCCAUAUCGCAGCACACAAUCGUGGAAUGUUAUUCUUGACGCAUACGCCGGGACCAAGAAUCUCGAGGAAUCUUUCAGUGUCUUCACAAGUAUGCCUCAGCACGACGAGUUCUCUUGGUCGAUUUUGAUCUUGCUUGUGAGUGAUUCUGGAAAUGUAGACCAAGCAAUCAAUCUUUUCAACAAAAUGCCAUAUCAAAACGUACUGUGCUGCAAUGCCCUCUUACAAGCAUAUGCCCAAACCGGGAAUAUGCACCCGAUAUCUCGAUUCCUUUGUCAGUCGAACCUCCUUGGAAUCAGGCCGAACCAGACCACAUUUGCUUCGGUCCUUACCGGGAUUAGCUACGUCGGUGCCCUGGAGGAUGCCCGAAGCUGUUUUGGCAGCAUGGUUUGGGACCAUGGCAUCCCAGCUUCGGCAAUGCACUUUUGCUGCGUGGUUGACGUGCUGGGACGGGCUGGUCAGAUCAAAGAUGCCAUGGAUCUGGUGGACAGCCUUCCGUACAAUCCCAUGGAAGUGGAAUGGACGGCAUUGCUUGGAGCUUCCAAGACGCAAGGGGAUAUUCGCACAGUAUUCGAACUGGCGACCUUGUCAGUUAAUGUUUUAUGUGCCAGGUAUCGAACGCUAGGUCGAUCGUCGUUACGCGGCUAUGGCGUCCAAGAGCAUUGCUUGGCGCCGCGAGUAGCGUUGCCGCGGCAGGCGAUAUUUCGCGCACCGAUGUAG
This is a messenger RNA of Selaginella moellendorffii, 720 nucleotides long. Its product is annotated as pentatricopeptide repeat-containing protein At4g02750-like. Lineage: Eukaryota; Viridiplantae; Streptophyta; Lycopodiopsida; Selaginellales; Selaginellaceae. Gene Ontology annotation, biological process: RNA modification. Bases 1 to 720 code for a protein of 239 amino acids. The transcript is spliced from 2 exons. Gene Ontology annotation, molecular function: RNA binding; protein binding. The record is from RefSeq and is a predicted model, not a curated record.